Molecule: messenger RNA, 801 nt
Organism: Nannizzia gypsea CBS 118893
Lineage: Eukaryota; Fungi; Ascomycota; Eurotiomycetes; Onygenales; Arthrodermataceae
Exons: 2
Coding region: 1-801 (266 amino acids)
Biological process (GO): regulation of DNA-templated transcription
Molecular function (GO): DNA-binding transcription factor activity
Source: RefSeq, a predicted model, not a curated record
AUGACCGACUACCAAAACAGCCAACCACCCCACUGCCAGGACUCAUAUGUAUCGAAGUUCUCCGUCAGGAGUGCCUUCAGUCCCCAUGCGCAUCCGAAUGAAGAUUGGACGAAGAUAUCCGAUCUUGCGGAAAGACGCCGUAUCCAAAACAGAAUUGCUCAACGGAACUAUCGUAAGAAGCUGAAGAAGAGACAGGAGGACCAACUCAGACAGGCGACCUCUUCGCCCGAGCACUCGCCCGACGAGAGCAGUUCGGUCAAGGAUGACCCCUACAUUGCUGAGUCGUCUGAAGGCACCGAACAACUCACAGCCAGGUCGCUGAAGCCUGUUCUACGGCCAAGAUUAUCGUCAAACUCACCCCCUACCAACUUUCAGCUGAUGCAGGAAUCACCACCACCUCUCUACUCUCAGUCUUUUGAAAGCGUCAGCUCCAUAUCAUCGGCUCCCUUGGCCACGUAUUCUCCCUACAGCACGUAUUCAGAUGGCUCUAUACCUGCGUCAUACUCAUGCGCACCGCUCCCAGGGGUGAUACCGGAUAUCUAUUGUGGCCAGCGGUCGGGGAUUGACAGCCCAGAGCAUUCAAUAUCGUCCUCAUACUUUGCAUCUUCCAGGCCAGAACGAUACUGCGGCAUUGAUGUUGAUUAUCUUACCUCGUCGAACCUGCCAGUCGCUUCCGCGGUCACCAUCGCAGCAACGAUGUCUCCGUAUAUGAAGGUGUCAGACCCGAUGUACAAUUACGAUUACUCGGACAUGUACCCAAUUUCUACGGGCCCCGGGGCGGGUUCAACUUCACGAUACUAA